Papaver somniferum (opium poppy) is the source of this 954-nucleotide messenger RNA. RefSeq lists its product as uncharacterized. The transcript has 3 exons. Bases 1 to 954 code for a protein of 317 amino acids. NCBI's taxonomy places the organism in Eukaryota, Viridiplantae, Streptophyta, Magnoliopsida, Ranunculales, Papaveraceae. The record is from RefSeq and is a predicted model, not a curated record.
AUGCCGAGACAUCCGACAAGUAGUCGUUCCCGAUCUGCAAGUACUAGGUCUGCAAGUACUACCCCUAGGUCAAGUGAAGCUAACUGGACGAGGGCUUUGCUCAAUUCACAAGGGUCUCCAUCAACUGAUGGUGAUCACGCUGCUGCAAGUCCAAGUGAAGGGAGUCAUCGUGUGUCUUCUUCAAAUGGUGAUCAUUCUCCAAUCCAUGGAAAUGGGAAUCAGGCUGAGGUAAAUGGAUGGCAUGAGGCUUUUCAUCAAGAAAAUAUUGAAGCUGACAAUACCGAGGAAAACAGGAUUAAUGAUGAUCACCUUUUGGAAAUUCAAUUCAAUGCUCUGGAACAACCAAUAGAGGAUGGUUCUGAGAAAUAUGCUACCACAGUUGGAACGAUAGCCAGGAAUAUUGUCCCACCAUGUAUUGAGGAUUGGAGGUCUGUUCCAUGUGGUCUCAAGGAAGAAAUCUGGAGAGUCAUCAAGAAUGAGUACAAGGUACCUGAAGUUAUCAAGUGUAAGGCGUUGAGGAUGGAAAAUAAGUCAUGGAAGAACAUAAAGACAAUUUUAAAGAAAUGGUGUGACCGAUUUUCUACUGUUGCCGAAAGAAAGAACAAUAGACCACAAGGUGUGAAGAGCGAUGAUUGGGAGAAAUUUGUGAAAAUGCAUGAUUCGGAAGAAGAUCAGAAACUAAGGGAGAUAGGUAAGGAAUCAAAGAAGCUACUCAAGGUUUUGCAUACAACUGGAAGAGAUGGCAUUGCACGUCGUCGUCAUAUUAUGGAACAACAAAGUCCAACUGGCAGUGUGUCAAGAACUGUUGUAUACUUGGCAACAAAUGUUUACCAAGAAAUCCCUCAAGAAGCACUUGAUCAUAUAUUUUCUUUGUUGGUUUUCCUUGUAGUUAUGUUUUCCACUUAUACAUAUAAUCUGAUGUACAUUGAAGACACGGGUAAGAGAGCUGCAUGA